This is a messenger RNA of Solea solea (common sole), 11030 nucleotides long. Its product is annotated as piezo-type mechanosensitive ion channel component 2. The coding region runs from base 530 to 9589 and encodes 3019 amino acids. Lineage: Eukaryota; Metazoa; Chordata; Actinopteri; Pleuronectiformes; Soleidae. The transcript has 56 exons. The record is from RefSeq and is a predicted model, not a curated record.
GUCCAGAGGAGCAGGACGCACGGAUGCGGUUAUUCGGCGCGAGCUUCAUCGCGUCUCACAGUAAAGUAGAACAGUUUCACUUCCUCCUGUUUUGUUCACUGCGAUAAUUAAAGAGCGUUAAUUGGAUCCGAGGACUCGUUUGCUUCCUUUUCUCAGGUAUUUCUCCUCUCUUUGCGCGCUGUGCCAGCGCCAGCGCCAGCUCUUUGCGCACCUGAGUCCUGGCGGCGUCAAACAUGACUUUUAAAUCGCUUCCGAGCCGCUAAACUGCACACGGUUGAGACUUCACCGGCGUCAUGUUUGCUGUGGCGAAUCCGCGUGGAAUAAUUACCGAACCACAGGUCCAGGUGUCCUCCUCAUCCUCCUCAUCCUCGGGCAGAGCUGAUGUGUCUGUGUGGAGGAGCGCACCAGUCUGACGCCAGCUGGGAUUUGACCGAGCGCAGGAGUUUGGGGAUGCGAGAGAAACAUUGAGAGAAAGAAUCUCCUGCUGCAAGUUUGAUCUGGAUUGAUCCAGGACUGCGCACAGUCAGCCAUGGCCUCUGAGAUGGUGUGCGGGCUGAUCUUCAGGCUGCUGCUGCCCGUGUGUCUCGCAGCUGCUUGCCUGUUCAGGUACAAUGCCCUGUCCUUCGUCUACCUCAUCUAUCUCCUGCUUAUUCCACUCUUCGCGGAGCCCACGUGUACGUCGAUGCAGGGCCACACAGGGCGUCUGCUGCAGUCCUUGUGCUUCACCAGUAUGUCCUUCCUGCUGCUCCACAUCAUCUAUCAGAUUACCGUCAACAGCCUCUUGGCCGGGAACUCCAUCGCCUCGGACUUCAACUGUUCCACAUGGGAGAAAUCCAUAAGACAAAUCGGCUUCGAGAGCGUGAUCGGCGCGGACGCGGGGAACGGCAUCCGAGUCUUCAUCCCCGACAUCGGCAUGUUCAUGGCCGGCCUGGCCAUCUGGCUGCUGUGUCGCAGUCUGGUCCAGAAGAGGCCGCCUGAAGACAUGGCCCAGUACAACGCCGACUUUGACGCAGAGGAACAAGAGGAAGAGGAGAAGCUGAGCCUGGAGGACAACAUCCUGCUGGAGGAGGACUACGAAGCAGGGUACGAGGCCGGGGAGGAUGAGGAGGACGACGAAGAGCUGGAGGGGGAGGAGGAGGAGGAGGAGGAGGAAGAAGAGAAGGAGAGCACAAAGAUGAAGGUUUUGAGAAUUGUGGCUGAAGUGGCCUCCAAGGUGAAGGAGAUCAUCGGGAACCUGAUCACCACUGCGGGGAAGGUGGUGGUCACUAUCCUGUUGGGCAUGACAGGCGUCAUGCUGCCCUCCAUGACCUCAGCCGUUUACUUCUUCAUCUUCCUCUUCCUGUGCACCUGGUGGUCGCUCUGCCGGACGUUCGACACGCUCAUCUUCAGCUGCAUGUGUGUCCUCAUGGCCAUCUUCAGCGCCGGACACCUUGUCAUCCUCUACCUCUACCAGUUCCAGUUCUUCCAGGAGUCCAUUCCACCAGGAGAUGGCUACAUCAGUGUGUUUGGCAUCUCCCCGAUCGUUCAGAGCAACUGCUCGUACACGUGGAAGCUCAUCGUGCACCCGGAGAGAAAGUGGUACCAUUUUGUGAAUCCCAUCAUGCUGCUGCUCCUCUACUACACUCUGGCCACGCUGAUCCGCCUCUGGCUGCAGGAGCCCAUCGAACAGCUGACGGACGACAAAGACAGCAAUGUGUGCGAGGAGGAGGAUCUGAUUGGAAACAGAACCAGUAACUCGGCCAACAGGAAGCGGCAGCUGUGGUGGGAGUCGCGUCAGGGCACCGAUGAGAAAAACCUCCUCUCCACCCAGGAUGGCAUCAGUACGACUGAGGCCGUGCCCACGUCAAACGGGACGUCCUUCGAGUUUGUCACGACCGAGAAUGGACCGGUCUGUCUGGACUUAUACUCCACCCCGCAGUAUAAAAUGGACCAGCCCAACGAUGGCACAGAGAAGAAGGAUGAAAGUGUGUACGAAGUGUGUUUGCCCCCGGAGGAUUUGGCGCUGGACGGCGGCGGCGAAGAGAAGUCUGAGGGAAGCGAGGACGGGAUUAAGCAGAGAGGAGUGAGCGCCAUGGUCAAAGUCUUCCAUUUCAUCAUGAAACAGAGCUACAUCUGCGCUCUCAUCGCCAUGAUGGCGUGGAGCAUCACGUACGUCAGCUGGCUCACGUUUGUCUUCCUUAUCUGGUCGUGCAUGCUGUGGAUGGUGAGGGACCGGCGGCGCUACGCCAUGCUGUCGUCGCCCUUCAUGGUCGCCUACGGCAACCUGCUGAUCGUCCUGCAGUACAUCUGGAGCUUCGAGGACAUGCCCGAGGUCCCGGGCUUCUUCGUGAAGAAGAGGAACCCCUUCCACUCGCUCUCGUCCAAGGUCCUGUGUCUGCUGAGCUUCUGGCUGCUGCUGAGACAAACGCUCACCGAGCGAUGGGAAAAACAAAAGGACGACAGCGCCGGCCUCUUAGACGUUCACGUGGAGGACCAGGAGAAGAAGGAGGAGGAGGACUCUGAAGACCGAGGCGAGCAGGACAUCAUGCACGUCCUGGGCAGCAUGGUCAUGGCCAUGCUGGUCAAAUACUGGAUCUACAUCUGCGGCGGCAUGUUCUUCUUCGUCAGCUUCGAGGGAACCAUCGUCAUGUACAAGAUCAUCUACAUGAUGAUGUUCCUCUCCUGCGUGGCUCUCUACCAGGUGCACUACGAGUGGUGGAGGAGGAUCCUCAAGUACUUCUGGAUGUCGGUGGUAAUGUACACCAUGCUGGUGCUCACGCUGGUCUACACCUUCCAGUUCAAAGGCUCCGUGGAGUUCUGGUCCAACAUGUUAGGCAUGGACAAACAGAGCUUGAAGGACCUGGGUCUGGAGCAGUUCACUGUGUCCCAGCUCUUCACCAGGAUCUUCAUCCCCACAUCCUUCCUGCUGGUGUGUAUCCUCCACCUGCAUUACUUCCACGACCGCUUCCUCCAGCUCACCGACCUGCAGGCUGUGGUGGCGAAAGAGCAGAGCACGAUCUACAGCCACGCUAAAGUCAGCGGGCGACUCAAUCUCAUCAUGGAUAGCAUCAAGCAAAAAAUCCCCGCUCCACAGAGCAAACUGGUGCACCAGGACGGCAGCCUGGCGGACCUCACCAUGCUCAGUGCCAGCUCGGUGGACGCGGCGCUACCAAGAGAGCCAGAGCUGAAGCCAGGGCCCGAGAACAAGCAGGAGGAGCAGGGGGAGUGGGGCACGGAGAGAGAGAAGGAGCAGGCACUGGUGGUGGUGAUGGAUGACGCUGACACUACUGGCGAGAAGCCCGGGAGCUUAUCCGACCUGCGGCAGUCCAGCGCAGAGGAGAGCCAUCACUGCAGUGCAGGGACCGAGCCCGAGCCAGAGCCCAGCACCGAGCAGAGCUCAGAUCUGAAGAAUAAGUGGCAUCUGGUGGUCGACCGUCUGACCGUGCUCUUCCUCAAGUUCUUGGAGUAUUUCCACAAGCUGCAGCUGUUCAUCUGGUGGUUGCUGGAGAUCCACAUCAUCAAAAUCUUGUCCUGCUACAUUGUCCUGGUCUCUGUUCAAGAGGUUUCGCUGUUCAACUUUGUGUUCCUGGCGUCGUGGGCUUUCGCGCUGCCCUACAGUCAGUAUCGGCCGCUCGCCUCCAGUGUUUGCACUGUGUGGACAUGUGUCAUCAUUGUAUGUAAAAUGUUGUACCAGCUGAAGUCCAUAGACCCUCCGACUUACUCCAAGAACUGCUCGUUGCCGGAGAGAUACUCGAGUGACCAGGAGGAUGAGCUGAAGACGUCUCUGCUGUAUGAUGGACUCGUGGAUCCAGCCAACUGGGUGGGCUUGAACAAGGCUAAUGACCUGCUGGGCUACCUCAGGAACAACCUCUUGAUGUUGGCCAUCCUGGCCUUCGAGGUGACCAUCUACCGCCACCAGGAAUAUUUCAGACUGAGGAACAAGCUGUCGCCGCCGGCCGCUCGCAUCAUCUUCCACGACAUCACGCGGCAGCACCUGGACAUCGGCAUCAUCAGCUUCAUCAAAUAUUUCAUCAAUUACUUUUUCUACAAGUUUGGACUUGAGACGUGCCUGCUGUUGGGGGUCAACGUAAUCGGGCAGCGCAUGGACUUCUACGCCAUGCUUCAUGCCAUCGCGCUGAUAGCCGUCAUGUACAGACGGCGGAGGAAAGCCAUCGCAGAGAUCUGGCCCAAGUACUGCUGCUUCCUGGCCUGCAUGCUCACCUUCCAGUACUUUGUCUGUAUCGGGAUCCCGCCGGCAGCCUGUAAAGACUAUCCCUGGAGGUUCCCCAGCUCUUUCACAGACUCCAAUGUGGUCAAGUGGCUUUAUCUUCCAGACUUCCACACCAGGCCCAGUCCGUCCUUCCUCAUCUACGACUUCAUGUUGCUGCUGUGCGCCUCUCUUCAGAGGCAGGUGUUUGACGAUGAGAACAAAGCGGCCGUCCGAAUCAUGGCUGGAGACAACGUGGAGAUCUGCAGGGACUUGGACGCGGCCUCCUUCAGUGUCCACAACCCGGUGCCAGACUUCAUCCACUGCCGGUCCUACCUGGACAUGCUGAAGGUCAUCAUGUUCAGUUACCUGUUCUGGUUUGUCCUCACCAUCAUCUUCAUCACGGGAACCACCCGGAUCAGCGUCUUCUGCAUGGGCUACCUCGUCGCCUGCUUUUACUUCCUGCUCUUUGGCGGCGAACUGCUGCUGAAGCCAAUCAAGAAGAUUCUGCACUACUGGGACUUUCUGAUCGCCUACAACAUCUUUGUGAUCACCAUGAAGAACAUUUUGUCCAUCCUGGCCUGUGGCUACAUCAACAUCCUCAUCGAGAAGCAGUGCUGGUUGAUCCAGUUGUUGAGUUUGGCCUGCACCAUUAAAGAAUAUAACAUCGAAAUCAACCAGGAAAAAAUGCCUGCCGAUCAGCGCUGCGACCUGCCCAGCGACGAGGCCGGCAUCAUCUGGGACAGCAUCUGCUUCGCCUUCCUACUGCUGCAGAGACGAGUCUUCAUGAGCUACUACUUCCUGCAUGUGGUGGCCGACAUCAGAGCGUCGCAGAUCCUAGCGUCCAGAGGAGCUGAGCUUUUCCAGGCCACGAUCGUGAAGGCGGUGAGAGCAAGACUGGAGGAGGAGCGUAAAUCGGUGGAGCAGCUGAAAAGACAGAUGGAGCGCAUUAAAGUGCGGCAGCAAAAGUUUAAGCGGGGCAAGGAGAAGAUGCUUAGCAUCGCGCAGGAGUCCGGAGAGGGACAGACACUCGUGCAGCCCCAGGACGACGACGACGACGAUGGAGCACAGCGAACGAAAGCCAAGACCAAAAAAAAGCAGUGGUGGAGGCCGUGGGUUGACCAUGCUUCCAUGGUUAGAAGUGGAGACUAUUACUUGUUUGAAACUGACAGUGAGGAGGAAGAGGAGGAGGAGGACAAAAAAGACGAGGAGCCGCCCAGGAAGUCAGCGUUUCAGCGAGCAAUUGGGAAGUUUGUGUCCGCGGUUCUGGCUUUGCCCAGGUCAAUCAUAAAGCUGCCUAAAACUAUCCUGCAGUAUUUAAUGAAGGCAGGAAAGUUCCUGUAUCACGCCUGGAUAACGGACCCUAAAGCUGCGCUCAGAGCUCGAAGCAAAGAGAAACGCAAAUUCUGGAAGAAAUACACGAGAGGAGUGCGACACAGGAAGAGUAAGAAAGAUGCAGGUCAUGUGACCAUCGAGGUCGGCGAAACGUCAGAAGGGCAAGAAAAAGAAGACGAUGAAAAUGAGUCGAGUGGUCCAGAUAACAUCAUUAAACGCGUGUUUAACAUCAUCAAGUUCACGUGGGUGCUCUUCCAGACGACCGUGGACAGCUUCACCAAGUGGAUGAACGAGAUGUGCCGCGAGUACAUCGACAUCUCCACCGUGCUGCGCAUCGAGCGCUGCAUGCUCACGCGAGAGGUCAAAAAGGGUAACGUACCGUCCAGAGAGAGCAUCCAUGUUUACUAUCAGAAGGCCAUGAGGCUCAACAUGUCCCGACAGGCCAGCAUGGAUCAGCUCAGCGACGACGAGUCGGCCUCGGGCUGCACUGGCGCGCGGAGGAGACGUGGAGGUUACCGCAUGGAGAGCCAGGACUCCACAGCCUCCAGAGACAGCAUAUCCAGUGCUGUCACUGAGGCCACCACGCUGUUCUCUCGCCAGUCCACGCUCGAGGACCUCGACGGGAUGUCAGAGAGCAUUCCCAAAACCAGCGAGCGGGCCAGGCCCAAGCUGCGCAAGAUGUGUGGCCUGGACGUGUCCACGUCGUCCGUGGAGAGCGGCAGCAGCUUCAUAUCCAGUGAAGCGACCCAGUGCAUCACACUCUACUCUAGACAAGGCACUACAGACACCAUAGAAGAAGUGGAGGACGAGCAGGACCUUGGAGAGGACAAGCAGCAGGUUCUGUGGGAAUCCCAGCAGCUGGACGACGGUGAGGAGCCUGAGAGUGAUCUGUGGGGGGAACCCAGGGAGACAGAGGAGGAGAGGAUGGCGAGGAUGGAGAGGACGGAGGGUGAGGAACCUGAGCAGGAAUUACCAAAGAACCAUGAGAGAGAAGAAGAACAACAACAAGCACCUUGGGAGUCUUCUGGCCCAGAUGAGGGCACCUCCCUGAGGCUGGACGUGGCUGAGUGUGUCCCGUCUAUCCAGGACAAAGACGUAAUGAGUGGGAGUGAAGACGGAGAAGGAGGAGGAGGAGGAGGAGGACAGCAGGACUUCAUGCAGACAGACGGGCGGGCGGGUCUGCUCUACACUCCUGAUACGGACGUUUCCAAGUUGUCCGACGCAGACGUUCCUCCCAGCUACAGCAAGGCGGUCAGCUUUGAUCGCCUGGAGGUGAGCGACGACGAGAGCGACACGUACAGGAAGAGACGCAUGAUCAUGACCUCUGACAGCCACUCGGACAGCAGGUCGGACAUCGUGCUGCCCUCCAUGACCACUGAGCUAACCGCCAGCGAACUCCUCCUCAACAAAAUGUUUUAUGACGAGGAGCUGGAUCAGUCGGAUCACUUCUAUCAGUGCCAGCCGCUGAUCCUGCAGCUCUGCUACGCCCUGUACAACAUGCUGGUUGCGCACUCAGAGAUGGUUUGUUACCUGGUCAUCAUCAUCAACCACAUGGUGUCAGCUUCCUGUGCCACGCUGGUUCUUCCCAUCACCAUCUUCCUCUGGGCAAUGCUGUCCGUGCCACGGCCCAGCAAGCGCUACUGGAUGACGGCCAUCAUAUACACCGAGGUCACCAUCGUCGUCAAGUACUUCUUCCAGUUUGGCUUCUUCCCUUUCAACCAAAACAAGAUUGAUAAGAACAAACCGUAUCACCCUCCCAACAUCAUCGGCGUGGAGAAGAAGGAUGGUUACGUCCACUACGACCUGGUCCAGUUACUGGCUCUCUUCUUCCACAGGUCCAUUCUCAAGUGUCACGGUCUAUGGGACGAGGACGACCCCAAAGAAAAGAAAGCACCGUCUUCUUCUCAUCACAGCGAGUCGGAGGACGAGGACAGGGACCGGGACCGGGACUCAGACCACGCGUCCUCAGUCCUCAGCGAGCGCAGCGGGUCCAAUCACACCCUGAGGUCCAUCAACUUUGGCACGUCCAUCGAUUCGGGCCACGUCCAGGUUCACUUCCCGCAGCAGCAGACGUACCAGCGCCGCAAGAGCUCCAGCGGUGGCUCGCACAUCUCCUCGCACCGCUCGCUGCACUCUUCAGCGAGAUCGAAACGAGGAAGCACGGCGUCCCACGGCAGCAGCCACAGAGACGGCAGCGAGGCUGGCAUCCAUAUGAAGACACGCAAGCAGAUGAUCGUGGAGAAGCUGCGGGAGCAGCUGUACAAGGGGAAAGCUCUCGUCAUAAAACUGUUCAUGGAGAUCUACGUUCCCAUGAGGCAGUUCUUCUAUAACCUGAUCCACCCAGAGUACAGCGCAGUGACGGACGUCUACGUGCUGAUGUUCCUCGCUGACACCGUCGACUUCAUCAUCAUCGUGUUUGGAUUCUGGGCGUUUGGUAAACACUCGGCGGCAGACAUCACCUCGUCUCUGUCGGAGGAUCAGGUGCCCGGACCGUUCUUGGUCAUGGUCCUGAUCCAGUUUGGGACCAUGGUGGUGGACCGGGCACUCUACCUCAGGAAGUCAGUGAUGGGGAAAGUCAUCUUCCAGGUCAUCCUGGUUUUUGGCAUCCACUUUUGGAUGUUCUUCAUCCUGCCAGGAGUCACACAGAAGCGUUUCAUAGAGAACAGAGUGGCUCAGAUGUGGUAUUUUGUCAAGUGCAUUUACUUCGGACUGUCGGCCUAUCAGAUCCGCUGUGGUUACCCCACCCGUGUCCUGGGAAACUUCCUCACCAAGAGCUACAAUUAUGUCAAUCUCUUCCUGUUUCAGGGUUUCCGCCUGGUGCCAUUCCUGACGGAGCUGCGCGCCGUGAUGGACUGGGUUUGGACGGACACCUCGCUGUCUCUGUCCAGCUGGAUCUGCGUGGAGGACAUCUACGCUCACAUCUUCAUCCUCAAGUGCUGGAGAGAGUCAGAGAAGAGGUAUCCUCAGCCACGGGGCCAAAAGAAGAAGAAGGUGGUGAAGUACGGGAUGGGGGGAAUCAUCGUGGUGCUGCUGAUCUGCAUCGUCUGGUUCCCGCUGCUCUUCAUGUCUCUUGUGAAGUCCGUGGCCGGAGCUAUUAACCCACCGCUCGACGUCUCGUUCGAAAUCACCCUGGCUGGCUUUCAGCCCAUCUUCACCAUGAGCGCUCAGCAAAAGCAACUGCAGAUUGUGACACCGGCUGAAUAUCAAAAAUUUACAAUGACAUAUGUUGACGAUGUAGCCCUGCAGUGGUUGGAGGGUUACUUCCCUGAAGAUCUGAUCAUCGCCGAGCUCAAAGGCAGCUCCAACUCUCUGUGGACCAUCAGUCCACCGAGCAGAACCAACCUGAUCGAGAUGCUGAGCUCGGCCGAGGACUUUCCCAUCACCGUGUCCUGGUCAGUGCAAAGAAACCUGAGCCGCGGCGCCAAGGCUGAGAUAGCGUCUGGGAAACGAGUGACGUCUCUGGACCAGAGGACAAAACUGGACCUUGUAUCGCUCCUGAACCGGACAGGAAGCAUCUCACAAGUGACCCUGACAAACAUCUUCCCCCGUUUUAUUCGAGCCCCCAGUGACUCGGAUGCCAAGCCUGUUGAGCCGCUUUAUAUAGUUUCUGACAAUCAGAUGAUGAACAUAAAUUUGACUCUGAAGCGGGCUCAGAACACUGGGGACCAGAUCCAGGAAUGGUGGAUCGUCAACCAGACGGAGCUCGGCCCGAUAGAGAAGAGGAGUCCCAAGUACAAGUAUGAAGCGGGUCUGGAGCUUUACGUGUUCAGCGACCAAGUCAGUCCGCCCAGUCUGGGUUUCCUGGCUGGAUACGGGAUCAUGGGCCUGUACGCCUCUGUGGUGCUCGUCAUUGGCAAGUUUGUGCGAGAGUUCUUCAGCGGCAUUUCCCACACCAUCAUGUUCGAGGAGCUGCCCAAUGUGGACCGCAUCCUCAAGCUGUGCACGGACAUCUUCCUGGUCCGAGAGACGGGGGAGCUGGACCUGGAGGAGGACAUGUACGCCAAACUCAUCUUCCUCUACCGCUCGCCGGAGACCAUGAUCAAGUGGACGCGCGAGAAAACCCAGUGAAACUCCAGUGAGCGGAUGAAAUCACGAGAGAGACACGCUGGGUGUUCGCUCUGUUGGCGUUGAGCGUGCAAAUUUCAGUGCAGCGGCCAGCAGGGGGAGCACAACCAAGUCCGUCCUCCUCACCCGAGCUCUGACGGCAGUGACGCGGCGGUAGCUCUUUUUUUGAGUUAUAAACUGGUGUUUUUUUCUACUCUUAUCUGGUGAGAACACACAGAGGCAUAGUAACUAUAACAAGCGAGCACAAAUUUUGCUGGUGCUGAAUUCAUUCUCUCACAAGAGAACCUGGCUCUGUUUAGCACCCGUUGGAUAAAAGGAGCGUCUGGUUGUCAGUUGGAGAUGCGACGAAUCUUCUAGGACAGUUUUCUUAAGUUAACUGUAAAAUAAGAAGGUCGAUUUUUUUUAAAUCCCACACUGCUCUCCACAACUGUCGUCUUUGCAUUUUUCCACGAUGGCCGAGCAGGCGGUGAGAAGCUCAGACUGGCUGCUGCAACGUUACACUUUAAAGGGCUUCCCACCAAAAAGUACACAACACAAUAACGACCACCAUGAGCACAAUCGCAUUAUUAUUCUUCUCCAACUGGAAAAACUUUUCGUUUGUGGGACUGUGCAAUACUGAGCUCUCCUUACUCCGGGUUCUCAAAGGGAUGUGGACCCAAAAGUUCUGAACAAGACACAACAUGAACAUAGUCCCACGUUCUUUUUGGGGGUUUUUUAAACGUCAGAGGCGUCGCAGGAGCCUCUCCAGAGACACGGUCUAUAGAUACAGUAUAUAAAAAAAAAACAAUCCUCACUUGCCUUAUUUUGUUUGUAUGAGAAGAACUGAAACUCUUUAUUAACUACAUAUCUUUCUCAGGAAGAGCUGUUUUCACAGAUAUUAUUGUAUGUCUUCUAUGUUCCACUUCUAUGCGUCGGCUUUGAUGGGAUUUUACAUAUGAGGUCAGAAAAGGAACGUCGAGAACUAUUUAAAUGGCAUGAAAACUAACAUGGAUAUCGUUUGGAUACGGACUGAUGAUACUUAUGAGUAUGUUUACGGCGCAGGCCGCGUGAGGAGAGAACGUUUUUAAUCGCCGUGGACAUUUUUAAAUUUCCUCACAGAGAAUGAGAUCAAUUGCCAAUCACCCCCGCGUCUGCAUCGUCCGCAGGUUGGCGAGAGUCGAAAAAACCAGCAGAGGGGCCGGUAUCUCUGAAUCAGGGUCGCGCACACUCGCUGUUUUUUUAAAACCUCCGACACUCACGGACACUGCGGGCGCCCACAGCUGUGCAUUCAUCAAGGAGACGACGAGAAAAAAAAGAAAAAAAAAAGAUGAAGGGCUGAAACAGGAUGCUCUUUGGUCCAAACUAUGCAUUAGAGGAACACUGUUAGCAUGAAAGAGAAACUACAUUUAUUAAUUUUCAUGACAUGUACAUUCAAGUUUUUUGGGGGGGCGGGGGGGGGGGCUGG